This is a messenger RNA of Saccostrea echinata, 1359 nucleotides long. Its product is annotated as E3 ubiquitin-protein ligase Trim36-like. Lineage: Eukaryota; Metazoa; Mollusca; Bivalvia; Ostreida; Ostreidae. The record is from RefSeq and is a predicted model, not a curated record. The transcript has 4 exons. Gene Ontology annotation, molecular function: zinc ion binding. Bases 1 to 1359 code for a protein of 452 amino acids.
AUGGCCAACGUUUGCAAGGCUCAAGAUGUAGUGAGAUGUUGCAUGUGUUGCAGCAAUGGAGAAUUCCGUUGUUAUUCCUGCUCCACCAUUCUUUGUGAGGCUUGUGUGGGAAAACAUAUGUCUAGUAGGGUGUCUCAUGACGUCAAAUCUCUAUUCUUCAAGAACCAUCGUGCAGAAUUUCCAAUUUGCUCUCUUCAUGAAAAUCAUAAAUGUGAGAUGUUCUGUCAAACGUGUCGUUCAUCAAUCUGCUGUAAAUGCAUAACUUCCGGGAAACACAGGUCACAUGAGGUAAAGGAAUUUGUAGAAUGUUUAAUGGAAAGAAAAACGUGUAUUGAAAAAGCAAAACUUGAUGUCAGAGACAUUAUUAUUCCAAUUUUUGAGAAAAUGAAAGAUCAGGUUGAGGAUAAGUUAAAGAUCCUUUAUGCAGAAGUUGAUAGUAUUGAGGAAAACAUAUACAAAAACAGGGACAAAUGGAAGAGACUUCUUGAUGCUGUUGUUGAAGAUACUAUCAAUGAUGCAAGAAAAAUGAAAAGUUGCAUUCAGAAAGAUCUGAUUAACAAACAAGAUCAUCUUCAAAACGAGCUUAAGCGUUUAAACGAAUAUCUUCAGAGCUUGACAGAAGUACUAGAGGCUGCUGAUACACCUGAAAUUUUUCAUUAUAAUGUUGAUUUUCAGCAUUUACUCCAAAAUGCAGUAAAAAUCCAAAUAAAAAGCCCUAUAUUUUGUGGAAAAAUCAUUUCAGAAGAGGAACUAAAAGGCUUUUUCGGGGAGAUGAUUUCUCCCGUUAAAACAACGUUGGAAUGGCCAAAAAUAGAGAAAGAUAAAAUGUCUUGCAUUAGAUCAAACCAUUUGCCUGCUUUUAGGCGUAAGGAUCUCAAAAGGUUUCGUUACAAGUCGUUUUCUGACAGCGAAGAAGAUGUAGAGUCCUCUUGGUGGAACCAGGCGGGGAUUGAUCAAGAAUUGAGCGAAUCGGUAAAAUCAAAUAGAAGGCAUGGUUUUUACCAAACACCUGCGAGAGGAGGUGCAGGAGGGGGGUUUCAACAAAGAUUCUCUGACUCAAACUUGUACAAAGGGUCUCUAGAAUCCACAAAGGAAAAUAGGUCUUCUGUAUCAGCAGAAAGAGCUUCCACCUUGCCAGCAGGGGGAAUAAAACAUAUUUUCCCGCGAUCACCUUCAAUGAUCUGCAUAGACGAUGUUAUAGAAUUUACCAGAAACAACGGUCUUCGAUGUAGUGGAAUUGUCAAAUAUGUCGGCAACUUAAAAGAUCUUGCAGGGAUCUUUGUGGGUGUAGAGCUUGAUGCUGAGGAAGACGGAAAGCAUGAUGGGAUUGUUAAUGGUGUUAGAUAUUUCAAAUGGUAA